UACUACUUCCGCUAUUAGAAAUGGCUCCUGUGUUUACAACUGUCAAACAACUUGUUGAGGAAAAUUCAGAGCAACAGUUUCUUGAUGCAGCCAAACUAUUGACUAAGUUUGCAGACAAUAUUAUAAAUAACCCAAAUGAAUCGAAGUACCGUAAAAUACGGCUUGGGAACCCAACGGUGGAGUCUAAACUUCUCCCAGUGGUUGGGGCACUGGAGUGUUUAUUUGAGAUGGGCUUUGUAGAAGAUGGAGAAUUCUUGACUCUACCCCAAAACACAUCAUUGGCAACAAUCAGAGAAAUCCGCUCCGAGUUGAAUAAAUAUGUACAAUCAUUGGAAAAAGUUAAUGGACCUUCAACUUCACAACCUGCAGCAUUGGGAACCCCUCAGCAAUCACCUUCCUCAGGGACACAACCCAAUCCAUCAUCCCAAACACCUGUUUCCUCCACCACACUGCCAAAUCCAUUGCAGAACAAGUCCCAACAAGAGAUCAAUCAAAUGGAAAGGAGUUUCUUCACAAAAAUAGAAAGCAACCUUGUACAUGUCUUGUUGUAUGAAGAUCCUAGACUGCAACAGAAAGCAAGAUUAGUAAUUCCAUUGGAAACCCAGAAAAAAGAAGCUCACGAUAAAUUAGAAGCAAUAAAGAAAGAAGACAGCUCAGCUCUGGCAAGCAUUGACUUUAGAGACCUUAUGUUACUGGGGUUACUGUCCUGGUUUAAGAAUUCCUUCUUUACCUGGGUGGAUGCACCAAAGUGUGAUGGUUGUGGUGGGGAGACUAGUAAUGUUGGGAUGGUAGAACCCACUCCAGAGGAAAUCCGUUGGCAGGCCAACAGGGUAGAAAACUAUAAAUGCAAUCAAUGCCAAAGGUUUGUGAGAUUUCCUAGGUACAACCACCCUGAGAAGCUCCUGGAGACCCGGUGUGGGAGGUGUGGAGAAUGGGCCAAUUGCUUCACUCUUUGCUGCCGAGCGGUCGGUUUUGAGGCCAGAUAUGUGCUGGACUGGACUGACCAUGUCUGGACAGAGGUUUAUUCAGAAGUUCAGAAAAGAUGGCUACACUGUGAUCCAUGUGAAAAUGUUUGUGAUAAGCCUCUUCUGUAUGAAGCAGGGUGGGGCAAAAAACUGACAUAUGUUGUAGCAUUUUCCAAGGAUGAGGUUCAGGAUGUUUCGUGGAGAUAUUCUGCUAAGCACUCUGAAAUGCUGAGUAGAAGAAAUGAAUGUCGGGAAUCUUGGCUAGUGCAGGUUAUUCAUAGGUUAUGGAAAGCUAGGGAACCAAGGAAUUCACCUCAGAGAAAUGAGGAAAUGAAAAAGAGGCUGCUGACAGAAUUAGUGGAGUUCAUGACUCCAAAAUCUAGUGCAGGCCAAAAUUUGUCAGGGAGAACCACUGGCUCUUUGGCUUGGCGACUAGCUCGAGGCGAGACGGGGUCCCAGUCGUCAUCAAACACUGAACCCUAUAUAUUUAAACUCACUGAUAAGGAAAGGGAGACCAAAACAUUCCACAUCAAAUACAGCUGUGCCAGGGAUGAGUAUACAAGAAUUUCCAGCAAUGGAAAGGUGACCAAAUCAUACUCAGCCUGUGUAAACAAACAACAGAAUAUAUUCAGGAAAGAAGAGAGAGACUGGAAGAUGGUGUAUCUGGCCAGAACAGAGGGAUCAGCCACUGCAGCCAUCUCCUGGAAAUUUGAUUUCUCUGGAAUGGAAAUUGACAGAGUUGAGAUAUGUACUUCUAGUCAAACUUUUGAGGAUGGUGUUAUAUCAUGGCGUCUUUGUAGCAAAAACCAGUGUGCCAUGUUGACCGGUGCUCCAGAAGUAAAGUCAUACAGUGACCUCUCUGGUGCAGAGGAAAUGACACUGACAGCCAUGUUGAGUGGAGGAAAAGGGGAUGUUGCCUGGCAACACACACAGCUAUUUAGACAGAAGAUGGACAACUCUAUAUUUCACCCCCUGGACAUUAAAGUCUACUUUAAGUAGAUGAAUUAUACUACUUGAUUUUUAUAUAGGAAACAAGUGCAUUGAUGUCUGUACUGAAUUUAACUUGUAUAUAUAAUUUUCUGAUUUGUUAUAGUUAAUAUGGUCAUAUGGAUCAUCCUCACAACAUCAGAAGUCCUGAGUCCACUUGUGACCAUGGGACCCCUGGCAAACUUCACUUGGUUUUUUGGGCCAGCUCCUCUCAUUGAGAGCCACUAUUGAAAUUGGGGGUUUCAUAAAUUGACAUAAAAAGUAAUCGGAAAGUAAGCAGUUGACACCUCAAUCUAUGUGUUAGAGAUUGUUUUUCACUGAAAGGCUUAAUGUGAUUGGUUGAGGGAUAAGAAAAACAAUCAGGAUUUUAUAUUUUUCUUGAAAGAUGCUGCAGUGAGCCUGUAAAAAAAUAUAUGAAGUUAGUUGGGUGUCCCAUGGCCAUGAGUGGACUCAGGACCCUUGAUGUUACGAGGAUGAAUAUAGAUGCAUGUACUGAAGUUUUCAAUCUUUCUGAGAAAGAGUUUUGUUUCUUAGACAUUGAAUUUUGGAUUUGUUGAAUGUAGGUAUGGAUUUUCAACCUUUGAAAAACAUGCAUACAUAUAAAAUCGCAGUAAGUGGCAUUAUAUGAGAGCAUUAUCAUUUGAGACCAAAAAGUAUCAGGCAAUAAUUUAAUUCUGGUUGUAACGCUGUAUUUGAUUGAAUAAAAAAUUUACUUUAUAUCGUAUAAAAUGGGUUGCCUAUGUCACAAUGACUUGCGUCAAAAACGUAUCGAUCCGCCUGACGUUACAUUCAAAUUUUGUACAAAUUGAAGUCAUUUUUUAAGGACAAUCAUCUUUUUUUCUUACACCAAAUGAAUGAAAAUUAAAUUAUAAGGAAUGAAAUUAAUAUCUACCCAGUUUAUACGGUAUAAACUGGGUUGGAACAGUUUACGCUUUUUUAUAAACCGCUUCGCGGUUUAUAAAGCGUAAACUGCCCAAACCCAGUUUAUACCGUAUAAAAUGGGUAGCUAUUAAAUUCAUUCCUUAAAUAAUGGGCAAUUUCUUCUGUAAAUUGCUAUAACACUUUGUACAUGUACAUACUUUUAAAAAAAUUACAAUGUCUCAUUAUUUCCACAAUGGAUUCUACUUGAAAAUUUAAUUAGAUUUCUUUUUUUUUCACACAAUUUAAGUGGGCAUUCUUGAACUGUAAUUCCUCUUUGUGUAUAUACAUGAUAAAUUAUAUACUAAUAUGUCCCACUUUAACCUUGUUUUCCACACUAUUCUAAGUGGGCAUUCAUGAUUGGUAAUUCCUAUUGAUGUUUAUGUACAGACUAAUUUGUCCCACUUCAACCAAAAUAUGGGCAAGUAAGAAAAAAAAAUCGAAAUCCUGGCUAAUGAAAGGCUAUCUUGAGAAUUAGCUAAUCAAUCUAUAUUUUGUAGAACUGACUAAAAACACUAAGCAAAAAAGCCAUGGCAAUUAUUUGUCCAUGAAAUACAGUAAAACAAUGAAAUGCUUAAAACGAACCCCUUUUAAUGAAUCCAUGCUCAUAUUGAAGUGAUUUUCAUUCCAUAUGGGCUUUAAUCCUAUUGUAAACUUAAUGGAUAUAAUGAAUAACAUUUAAAAUGAAGGAAAAUUCCUCAUCCCUAACACUUCACUAUAAGCCUGUUUUACUGUGUAAUGCAUUGGUUAUGGAUUUUGUAUGCUGUAGUGAUAGAAAUGUACUUUUUCAUGAUUAACUUACAAUUAUUUUGAACCAGUGAAACUAAUCAAGUAACCUUCUCCAUUCUGACUUUAAGUAUAGCUCAUGAUACCAAAUGUAUGAAUGUCUGAAAGAGGGAAGAAAGGUGACAAAGUUUUGUGAAAAAAUAUUUAUUACGGUAUAUACAAGUUUUGUGAAAAAAUAUUUAUUAUGUUAUAUACAUGUUCAUUUCACAUCAACAAUAUUUCAACCAAUUGGUGAAAAUUAUAUUUAUAUUGAAGUGAUGUCUGUUUUUGAAAACAUUUUUUAUAAUAAAUUUCUUUUGGAAAGAAUGUGACA
Saccostrea echinata is the source of this 3969-nucleotide messenger RNA. Its product is annotated as peptide-N(4)-(N-acetyl-beta-glucosaminyl)asparagine amidase-like. The transcript is spliced from 6 exons. The coding region runs from base 21 to 1964 and encodes 647 amino acids. Gene Ontology annotation, molecular function: peptide-N4-(N-acetyl-beta-glucosaminyl)asparagine amidase activity. Gene Ontology annotation, biological process: protein deglycosylation; protein quality control for misfolded or incompletely synthesized proteins; glycoprotein catabolic process. NCBI's taxonomy places the organism in Eukaryota, Metazoa, Mollusca, Bivalvia, Ostreida, Ostreidae. Gene Ontology annotation, cellular component: cytoplasm; cytosol; nucleus. The record is from RefSeq and is a predicted model, not a curated record.